AUGUCAAGUCCUCGUUUGACCCUUAUUUCCCUCCUCACGUCGUCCAUGCUCACGCUCCUUCCGAUCCUCUUCGCCGUCCCGACCGCAGGCCGACCUUCGUUUGAAAUCUUUAAUGGUCCUGCUCCUCCGCCCGACGAGGGUCCGCCGCUCUCAGCGUCUGCAGUCCGGGAUCUAAGCCUGCUUUGGCGCGAGAUUGUUGCUAUUAUUGGAGCUUACCUUUUUAUUGUCUUUGUGUUCCUCGGCUGCCUGCUUACUGUGGGAAGACGCCUUCGGCGAAGUGCACAGCAGUCGAAUCGGACACUGGAGAUGGAAAUGCUGAAGCCGCUCGCACCGGCAGCGAACAACAUCUCGCUCCAAGUUCCUCAGUCGCCGCAAAACACCUGGCCGAGCCCAAUGAGCGGAACAGAAUCUCAUGAGUGGCCCAGUCCACAAAAGUCCAAAGCUCGAUCCUUUAGUUUGCCCUGGUCGAAAGGACAAGUUCCCAUCUCGAGAACCGAUAGCGUGUCGACGGUGGACGAGAAUGUCGUUCGAGCGGAUCGGAUGAGAGCCCAGGAAGAGAUGGAACGACUAUAUGCUGCCGUGAUGGAACACGACGAAGCCAAGUCAAACGGUGGCACCUCGCCUGCAAAGUCACCUCGUCAGACUCGCUCUCCUUUUGAGGCUCCACCUGAUUUCAGGCAGCUCAGACAGCGCCAGCAAUCGCUGCAGUCUCUCUCACCUGUGUCGCCGAUGUCACCACUGUCCCGAGAACUUCCCUCGCCUGUUUACCCUGAACCUCAAUCUGCACGUAUGCAAGAAAGGCAUCAGCAGCUCCAGCUUCAACUACAGCCGCAGUCGCCACAAUUCUCCUACCAGGAAACCCCCGAAUGGUCUCCGACUUCGCCUCGCAGUGAUAAACCAUCUAGACUUUCCGCCCUCUCCUUCUUGAGCUCGAAGAGCUCCAAGUCUCGUGGUCCUAAAAAGCUCCGCAGAGAAUCAGUUCGAAAUCUCCCAAUCUCUCCGCCAAUUUUAUCACCAGAAGCUGUGUCGCCAGGCUUUUCUGAGACCCAGCCCCUUUCGCCACGCAUCUAUCACCCAGGACCUCCACCACUCAAUCCUCUACAGCAACAGCAAAAGCAGCAAUUAAAGGUGAUGUCCAGAACCCCGCAACUUCGCAAUCCAUCCGUGGACACCAAUUUUAGCGGGCCUCCACACUUGCACCUACGUAGUGCAGGAAGUAGCACUUCCACCCUUCCGUUUCGUGUAGCGUUCGAUAACGGACCCAUGAGCGCUCCGCUGACAAAAACAACCCUCGUCGAAAGACGAGAAAGUAUUCUUGGCCCCCUGGGCCCCAGAACAGGCAUCCCUAGGACGCCGUACAGUCCAUACAUGCCUUUUACCCCUAUUACCCCGUUGACCCCGAGUCGUAUGAUUACGCGUGAGGAGCGGAAGCAAAUGAAGAAGAAAAAUGGGGUGUCUGUACAAACAGAAAAUGAUCUAGUAAUGAGCGAUGAAGAGAUGUGGUCCUAA
Molecule: messenger RNA, 1509 nt
Organism: Uncinocarpus reesii 1704
Lineage: Eukaryota; Fungi; Ascomycota; Eurotiomycetes; Onygenales; Onygenaceae
Exons: 1
Coding region: 1-1509 (502 amino acids)
Source: RefSeq, a predicted model, not a curated record